Molecule: messenger RNA, 1935 nt
Organism: Gilbertella persicaria
Lineage: Eukaryota; Fungi; Mucoromycota; Mucoromycetes; Mucorales; Choanephoraceae
Exons: 2
Coding region: 1-1902 (633 amino acids)
Biological process (GO): positive regulation of DNA-templated transcription
Cellular component (GO): Set1C/COMPASS complex
Molecular function (GO): protein heterodimerization activity
Source: RefSeq, a predicted model, not a curated record
AUGGCUGAUAAUGUAUGCUUUUCAUUACUCAAGACAGCCACACAACAAAUCAUUCAAAGUGCUGGAUUUGAAGCAGCCAAUAACCGUUCCAUAGACACACUGGCUGAUGUCUUUGGAAAAUAUAUCGAGUUAUUAGGAUCGACUGUAUCUGCUUAUGCCAGUCUGAAUGGAAGAACGAUGGGAACAGCAAGGGAUGUGUUUGAGGCACUGAAUGAAGUCGCUAUUGACCCAAACACGCUCAAGAUGUGGUUAGAAGAAGAAGGAAAAGCACUUUCACCUUGUUGGUCAGCUCAAUCCGAUCCAGGACGACUCUUGCAAGGUGUGAUUGCGGGCGGCAGAAACACAUUUGAAGACAUCAUCGAGUAUCGAUUUGGACAUGUUCAAGCAUUUGAUUUAUCAGAAGAUGAACAAGACACAGACAUGCUCCUUGAUUCACCUAUCCAAGAAAACGCAUUACCCGACUAUGUCCCUUCUUAUUUCCCUGCAUUUCCCGAAAUCAAAGAAGACACUGUCAUGGAAGAAGCAACACAACUCUUGUUGGAGAAACAACAACGAGAACAACAACAACUUCAAUUACAACAAAAGCAAGAAUUACCUUUACCCGUCAUUGUGAAACAUCGCAAAAAACCGAUCGAGAACCCAUUUACACACAUUAUACCCUUUGAUGAAUCCAACCUGGCUUCAGCCAAAGAGAAGAGUCGAGACGAAAAGCCUUUGUCGAUGUCUGUCGAACUCUCGACUAAGCCCACUGAACCCACCAACGACAGAAAGACCAACAUUGAACCUCUUAUGGAAGCCUUAAAGAAUAUUCAGUCACCCAACUAUAAACUCGGGGAAGGACUUGAACCUCAUGAAGAAGAAGCAUUGUUCAAGACACAGACACAAGAUGCAGCAGCUCCAGGCAAUUAUAUGUUUAAUCGAGACAAUGGCGUGUUUGAUGAGAUUGUGUUGCAUUCGGCUGAACCUUUGAUUAGUUCUAAAAUUACAACACCGAAUCUCUCGUUUGAUGUGGCCAUUGCAACAGCACCUGCUACACCCACCACAGACUAUAUACCCGGUUCACCUGAUCAUAAGCUGAUGUCUCGGUCCAUGUUGGCUGCUUUGGCCAAAAAGGGUAAACAGUUUGGUAAAUUGAGACCUGGUAUGUCAAAUCCCCAUGCGAUCAGUAAACAUAGUGUGGAUAUCAAUGCUAUCAAGACAGGCGAAAGUAAAUAUCUGAUGAAGAAGAAGCGUAUGCUGGCAGAACAGCAAGCGAUGGAAGAAAGACAGCGACUAUUAGAACAACAACUAAAAGAGAACCCUAAUGCUACAAUUGAACAAUUAACACCUGUUCAAUCCCUGCCACUACCACUACCACCACCACCGCCACCAUCAUCAUCAGCAGCAGCACCACCCUUAUCGUCAUCAGCACCACCACUACCACCACCACUACCACUAUCACAACCCACACUAUUACCACCAGCACCACCACCAGUAUCGAAACCAGUACAACCUCCACCCCCAUUACCAGUUUCUAAACCAAUCAAUACAGGUCCUAUUAGUCUAUCUUCCUUUUCACAAACAGAAAAAAAGCAUAAGAAACCAACAACACCCAAAUUAACCUUGAAUUUCCCUCUUCCUCCUCCUCCUCCUCCUCCUCAAAAAGAAGAAGAUAAUCAGUCACCCAGUACGCCUAAAAUUCGAUUUAAAAUCAAACCACCUAUGGAAUCACCACUUGUGAAAAAAGAAACACCUGUGCCUACUUAUUCAGAAGAAAUCAACUGUAUUUGUGAGAAUCCCACUGUAGAUUAUGGUACAUUUAUGAUUGCCUGUGAUGGUUGUGGUGUGUGGUUUCAUGGUAGUUGUGUAGGUAUUGCUGAAAGCGAUCAAGUAGAAGAAUGGUAUUGUAAACGAUGUAGAUAAAUCACAUGUCAAUAAAUAUUCAUUUUCACAUGC